UCCUCCUCCUCCUCUCUUACGUCACGGCCGCCCGCAUCGUCCAGGGUAACUCGAGUUCCCCUCUUCACAGAGUUUGUCAGCAAUGUGGGCCACGCGCUUUUGUUUCCAUGGAGACUGACAGGACGUCACUCAGCGCGCAGAGGAACCGCUGCUGAAGCUUCUUCAGAAUACAGCAUGCCAUUUUACAGCAAUGUCUACUACCCGUUUUCAUCAGAGCCCCACAGCGCUCAUGCCACAUCUUUGAUGAAUUCCCCUGAGUGUCAGCCAUCCUCAGACCAGCAGAUCAGACCUCCCGGCUUGGCCAUGUCAGGAGCCUCCGUUCCUCCUCCGUUCAAGUUUCGCACCCGUCGCGAGAGUGUGGACUGGCGUCGGAUUAAUGCAAUCGAUGUGGACCGGGUGGCCAGUGAGCUGGACUUUCAGAUGCUCCAGGAGCACAUCGCAGGGGUGACAUUCUGCAGCUUAGAAGGUGAGCGAUGCCUGAACUGUCAGAGCCAAGUGGACCCGGCGCUCCUCAAGCUCUUCCGGCUAGCCCAACUCACAAUUGAAUACCUGCUGCACUCUCAGGACUGCCUGACUCUCAGCCUGCAGGCUGCUGAGCAGCAGCUUCAGACCGAGACCAGAGAGAAGCAGCAUCUCCAGGUGCAGCUGCAGAAGCAGAGCCAGGACGCCAAGCUGUUAAAAGAAGAGCUAAAGCAGCGGAAGAAGAUUAUUGCCUCUCAGCAAGCCAUGAUCAGUGCAGGCCUAACUAAUUACCAUAAGUGCCAACAUUGUGAAAAAGCCUUCAUGAACAUCUCAUUCCUGCAACGUCACCUGCAACGCAGGCAUCCUGUGGAGCAUGACAUUAAACUGAUCGCUGAUAAUCAGAAGGAUCUUCAGACAAAAAAGCUACAAGAAGAGAUCAUCAGGCUGCAGGAUCAGCUAACCCUGGCUAAAUCUGAAAUGGAGACCCAGCAAAAGGAUUACAAUACCAAACAGGAGAAGGAUCUAACUCAGAAGCAGGCUGACUUUAUGAAACAGCUGGAAAUCUGGAAGGAAAAUGAGCGUGUGCGCAUGAACAGCAAAAUUGAUGAAGUUAAGCAGGCCUGUCAGAGAGACAUGGACUCCAUGCAUCAGAAAAACAGAAACCUAGAGAAACAAGUGUUGAAGCUGCAGCAAAGCAGUAAGAUGCAGGAGAACAUGCAGCCUGUGCAGGGACAAGCAAGUUCGGUGCGGAGCAGUGAAGACAAACAGAAGCAGGAGGUUACUCAUCUCCAACAGAAGCUCCACCAACAGGAAAUCAAGUGGGCAGCAAAAAUGCAAAAAAUAAAGGAAGAAUACGAGAGCGAGAAAAAUCAGCUCCAGACAGCAUUGGCACAGACGCACUCCACUGUCUCCAAGGAGAAGAAAAGGUUAGAGAGGCAGGUGGAGGAACUGGAAGUCAGGCUGGAAGAGCAGCAGCAGCUCAUCACAUCCCAAAACAUGCAGAUAAAAUAUUUCUCACCUAAGUCAACAAUGCAACAAGAAGAGUUUCCAGCUGUUGCAGCAGCUCCAGAACCUAAAACGAGAGUGGUGGUCAGUGAGCAGUCCAGCUUGGUCUAUAAAUUGGAUCCUAUAGUGGAGCUUUCAGAGGAGGACAAAGAUUCAUCAAGCUUCUCAGAGGGCCCUGCUGAGAGCCAGUCAAGGCAGCAGAAAGUGAAAGAGCUACUGAAGAACCCCAGCCUCAAAAGGGACAUGCACUUGGCUGUGCAGCAAAGCCUCCAUGACAAGCUGUUACAAUUAGGCAUUGAGCCUGCUGUUCGUGGGCUCUCUAAGACAACAUUUGAUAGCGCCUUGGCUCGUGUGGUCUCUGAGAGGCAGCAGAGGCAGAGGGAAUGUACUGAGUACCGUAAGAUGCAGAUAGAUCUCAGCCAAAAUCUAGACAGAAGAGUUAAGGAACGGAGCACACGUCCAGUUGCCAAGCCCAAACAAUCAGGACACGUUCGAACGCUACCUCAGUCCAGGCCACGGUCCAACAGUCUUCCUGUUACAGUCACCAAAGUAGCGUCAGGCCCUCUGGCCAGACGGCAGUACACACCGCAGCCAGCUCAUCAAAACAACACUUCCACUCGUCCCACAACCUCCACGCCAAUGGCCCCUCACAAAGUCCCUCGAUUCAGUCAAGAUGAAGACUCCUCAGAAGAAGAGGAAUCUACCAAAGACUCUCCUCAGGCACAGAAAGCCACAGUGAAAAGCCACUCCCCAGGAGUUCAGCAGCACACUGCUCCCCCAGCUCUAGCCUCAUUUCAGAAAGCAGCACAGAGCUCUGGAUCUCACCAGGCCCCAGUGUUUAGCAAGAUGGAAGUGACCGUGCAGGAAAGCGAGAGUGAGUGGACAGAAGGCAGCGAGAUGGAGGAGAUUUCCUUAGAUCAACUGCAGAAGCACACAGACCAGAAUGGAAAUGUUCCAAAGACUUCAUGCAGUUAUGUGAAGGCACUAAGCAAUAAUCUGGAGAAGCAGCCUGCAGACCAAGGGCAUAAAAGAACAGCAGGAGUUGCCAUCCCAGAUAAACCUACUGGAGUCACUAACACAAAUGAUGCAGUGUGGGAGAUUAAACACACUGAUUUCGCAGACGAUAACGACGAUGACUGGGAUAUUUCCUCUCUAGAGGAUGUCCCUCCUGCACACAAAUCCGGUUCUGCCCCUGUAAAGAACAGCAUAGACAAGAGUCUUGACACCAGCACUAGUGUGUGGGGAACUUUUACUGGCAAAGGACAAGAGCCAGGUCUGAAAGAUACUGGCAGCACUCUGAAGAGCAGUAUUGUGACAGUUAGUGACUGGGAUGACUCAGAUGGCACAUAAAUAUAAUAGCAUUUAGCAAUAAGCAAUAAUAAUCCAAAAAAACAACACACAGAAUAAAAUGGACUAAACAGAUUUCUUUAUUUUGAAUGCUGCUGAUGGAACAUGUUCAGAGAUGUUUGCGCUAAUAUGCUGCAAGUCGUACACAUAAAUAUUCAAGUAACUGUAAUAAUACUCAAGAUCCUUAGUACAUGUGGUGAAGUUCAAAACUAUUCAGGGACCACAAAAGCAAUAUAGUCUUUUCUUUGUACUUCACAAUGUCGUUGAUAUAUAGUGUUAAAAAUUUUACAUAAAUUUUAAACCUUAUGUGAAUUUAUAGUAAAUUUUCAUGGAUUUUUUUUUUAUCAUGGAAAAAAGUGUGUAAACAGUACAGUUUUGUUAAAUUGUGCUUUACUUUUUUGUUUCUAAGACUAUGCAUAUCUGUGUAUCUGAGGUGUGCGUGGAACUGUUUUUUCCCCCCCAUUCACUCCCAAAAGGAAUUCUGACUAAUCCCCCACUGUUCUCGCAAAAAGUUUGACCCACAGUUAUAUUUUUUGUUUGCUCCAUGUGCAUUUUUUUAAAAGAAAAGAUACUGCUAUUACCAUUAUUAUCAAUGCUGCAUGAACUAAUAUGUUCAAAAAAAUAAUUUUUUUCUUUACAAAGACUGUGACUGUCAUCUACUAUGACUGUCGGUCAUAUAAGAAUUUCCUCUGAAUGGGUUAUGUUCCUUUAUUGUACCUUGUUGCUCUUUGGCAACAUACAUGUAAUGAUAAAAUGAAUCAUUGUUAAAAACAAAAAAAAAGAUAAUGCAUAAUAGUUCUUUAGUUACAAUAGCUGUUAACAGAAUAGCUAUUGAUUAACUGAUUAACAGAAAUUUGAAGAAGUCUUGUAAGGGUAACUAAAAGUGAUGUUGGUCUGGGGAAAAAGAGAGGGAUCCCCCUUUAAGGAGAGAUUUACACAUCAUGUAUCUUACAUAUGCUGUAAGUGGUACCAUUAAGGCACACCUACUGUUAAACUGGUGAAUACAUUUUUGUAAAUUGUAAAAAAUCUAUUAUCCAUCCAUCCAUCCAUUGUAAGGAGUGAGCUACACAAAGGUUUUUUUUUUUAUUAUUAUUCUGAAUGGACUGAUUACUACCUUUUCAGAGAAUGUGCAUGCUUUUAUAAAAAUACCUUUUUUUGGAGUGUACUAUAAAUUCACAUAAUUAAAUUUCAUCCCUGGUUAUCUUUU
This is a messenger RNA of Pangasianodon hypophthalmus (striped catfish), 4021 nucleotides long. RefSeq names its product DAZ interacting zinc finger protein 1 (gene dzip1). Bases 175 to 2817 code for a protein of 880 amino acids. The record is from RefSeq and is a predicted model, not a curated record. Gene Ontology annotation, cellular component: cytoplasm; ciliary basal body. The transcript has 19 exons. Lineage: Eukaryota; Metazoa; Chordata; Actinopteri; Siluriformes; Pangasiidae. Gene Ontology annotation, biological process: cilium assembly.